Messenger RNA from Erythranthe guttata (spotted monkey flower), 1358 nucleotides. RefSeq names its product 3-methyl-2-oxobutanoate hydroxymethyltransferase 1, mitochondrial. The record is from RefSeq and is a predicted model, not a curated record. Gene Ontology annotation, molecular function: magnesium ion binding; 3-methyl-2-oxobutanoate hydroxymethyltransferase activity. Gene Ontology annotation, biological process: pantothenate biosynthetic process. NCBI's taxonomy places the organism in Eukaryota, Viridiplantae, Streptophyta, Magnoliopsida, Lamiales, Phrymaceae. Gene Ontology annotation, cellular component: mitochondrion.
CCCACCAAAACCACCACCCACCCACCCACCCACUUCUCCUCCGCCGGCUCAAAAUGGGAAUUCUAUCAUCACUAUGCAAAAACCUCCGCACUUGUUCCAUUAGAACGCACUCCAAUUCCGCGCUAUCCCUUCUGCGGCGCAUGAGCAAUGUCCCGGAAAACACCGUCUACGGCGGCCCCAAGCCCCAGAACCACACCCAGCGCGUGACCCUCACUCACCUCCGCCAGAAGCACAAGAAGGGCGAGCCCAUAACCAUGGUCACGGCCUACGAUUACCCGUCGGCGGUGCAUUUGGACACCGCCGGGAUCGAUAUCUGCUUGGUCGGCGAUUCCGCAGCGAUGGUGGUCCACGGCCACGACACCACUCUCCCCAUCACGGUUGAUGAGAUGCUCGUCCACUGCCGCGCGGUGGCGCGUGGCGCCACUCGCCCUCUGCUCGUUGGGGACUUGCCUUUUGGUAGCUACGAGUCCAGCACUCAUCAGGCAGUUGAUACAGCUGUAAGGGUUUUGAAAGAAGGAGGAAUGGAUGCAAUCAAAUUGGAAGGUGGGGCCCCUUCAAGAAUCACAGCAGCUAAAGCUAUUGUCGAAGCUGGUAUUGCUGUUAUGGGCCACGUCGGUCUCACCCCUCAAGCCAUUAGUGUUCUUGGAGGAUUCAGGCCACAAGGCAGAAACGUCGAUAGCGCAGUCAAGGUUGUGGAAACUUCAAUGGCUUUGCAAGAAGCAGGGUGUUUUGCCGUUGUGUUGGAAUGCGUUCCUCCGCCUGUGGCUGCUGCAGCCACAUCAGCUCUUCAAAUCCCGACUAUCGGAAUUGGUGCUGGUCCUUUUUGUAGCGGUCAAGUUUUAGUGUACCAUGAUCUGCUAGGGAUGCUACAACACCCACACCAUGCCAAGGUGACUCCAAAGUUCUGUAAACAGUAUGCACACGUGGGAGAUGUGAUAAACAAGGCUCUUAUGGAAUAUUCGGACGAAGUUAAAAACGGCAGUUUUCCAGGCCCGGCUCACAGCCCUUACAAAAUCAGCGCUUCUGAUAUCGACGGUUUCAUGCAUGCCUUGCAGAAGAUGGGAUUGGGCGACGCUGCAUCUGCAGCUGCCAAUGCCGCUCAAAAGAUCGAGCCCACAAAAUAACAAAAUGUUUUUUUUUUUUUACUAUCUCGAAAACGAUAAGAUGCUUUCUUGAAUGAGCUAAAUAAAGGAGAGUAUUCAGAAUUCAUGUUUGUAAUGGGUUAUUUCUAUGCUACACCCGGUGAAGACAGCACCGGGUGAUUUUUUACCGUUGAUCUACACACACCAAUGUGGGUGUGUGUGUGUAUGAAUGAUAAAGAUCUACUCGGUGUAUUUAGUUUCACUUACCAAGAUUGG